CUUGACCUUCAAUCAUAAACAAAAGUCGCACUGAAAAUGGCGGAGGAAGCUGCAAGCUCGGAAGCGGGAACAGGCAGUAUAAUGUCUCGAUUUGUGUCAGAACUUUUUGGAAGUCCACUGAACAUUGCGUUACUUGGAAUAUGCGCAUUUUUAUUUUAUAAAAUUGUGUCGAGUAACCGGAAAUCUGCUGCACCUCCACCUCAAGAACCCGAAUUGCCAAGGAUGAAGAAAAGGGACUUUACACUGGAACAACUGCGUGAAUAUGACGGGAAAGGUCAAGAUGGCAGGGUUUUGGUAGCAGUCAACACAAAAGUGUUCGACGUAACGAGAGGGAAACGGUUUUAUGGACCAGGAGGACCAUAUGCAGUAUUUGCCGGACGGGAUGCAUCAAGAGGACUGGCCUUAUUUUCAUUGACAGAAGAAGCCAUAAAAGAUGAAUUUGAUGAUUUGUCAGAUCUAACCACAAUGCAGAUGGAGAGUGUGCGGGAAUGGGAAAUGCAAUUUACAGAAAAAUAUGACUACAUAGGUAGAUUACUGCGGCCGGGAGAGGAGCCAAGGGACUAUACAGACACAGAAGAUGAGCCAUCAUCUGAGGAAAAGAAAGAUACUGACAAGAAAAAGGACUGAUCAUGUGAUGGCACAGUCUCAUACAUAUCUGGUGCAAAAGGAACUGCUCUAUAGAUAUAUAUGAUGUUCAAUGUAUUUCGUCCAUCUCUCAGCAUCUGGUGUUCAGCUGAUUAAAUUCCUCCUCAGCAUUCCAAACUGACUUGUAAAUGUAAAACAGAUUUACUGUUGAAAAACUUUGUUCAGUUUCAAAAUGUUUUUCUCCACUACUAAAGUAACACAAAUUGUAUAGUAUUGGAAAAUAUUGUUUUGAAGGUAAAAAAAACUCACAUGACUCAUCAAAAUUUUAGUUAGAUAUCCAGCAUUGAAACCAGAAGCCUAAGGAGAAUUUUUUAUCGUAAUGUAACAGGCUGGGAGGAAUGUAUAGUCGAGAAUGAAACCUGAGCAUUCAUUUCAUUUUCACAGUGCCAAUGUCAUCAUUUUUGUCAUCUUCAUUGCUAUCAUCACAUCUCAUUCACCAUGGAACCAUACAUUCAUGUUAGUAUUUUAUGAAAUUGAUUGUCCUAGUAGAGCUUGAUUGCUCUCAUAAUUUUGCUAGCUUUAGAACUGUCAUUAGCUGGGACCAUGAAAUGGUACCAUGCACUAUACCUUAAUCCUGUACCUUGCUUGUCAGUAUUUUUGUACAGAAAGAUUGUGGAAUUAAAAGAUGUUGUAUUAUCAGCAUGCUGGAAUUUGAAAAAUAAAAUGAAGAUCAUCAUUUUUAGCUCACCUUGACCGAAGGUCCGGUGAGCUUAUGCCAUGGUGCGGCGUCCAUCGUCCGUCCGUCAA
Pecten maximus is the source of this 1392-nucleotide messenger RNA. Its product is annotated as membrane-associated progesterone receptor component 1-like. The coding region runs from base 37 to 627 and encodes 196 amino acids. The transcript has 3 exons. Gene Ontology annotation, cellular component: membrane; endomembrane system. NCBI's taxonomy places the organism in Eukaryota, Metazoa, Mollusca, Bivalvia, Pectinida, Pectinidae. The record is from RefSeq and is a predicted model, not a curated record.